AUGCUCGGUUCCAAAACCCUUCUUCUGGCCGCGGCCGCCAUCUUCCAGGCCACCCAAGUUGCCGCCACCAACUGCCAGACCAUCCUCACAGACACCUCGGUCUUCACCGGCAGUAGCGUCAUUGAGCAUAGAUCGCUUGUCAUCUACAAGAACGGCAAUGCUGUUGGCUACUACAAGGGCAACCCAUACGGUGGCGAGUGGAUCGACAUCGAUUCUGAGCUGCCCUACGUCUUCGUCUGGGCGGCCAAGAGCACCGGCGCCGGGCCCGAGGCCUGCAGGGGCAAAUACGCCGCCCAGACGUCCCUCACAGGCAAAGUGUCUGGUUCCGGAUUGCAAAAGGGUAGUGUGUGUACUAUCGACUUCAACUGUUAA
This is a messenger RNA of Penicillium longicatenatum, 372 nucleotides long. RefSeq lists its product as uncharacterized. The record is from RefSeq and is a predicted model, not a curated record. The transcript is spliced from 2 exons. Bases 1 to 372 code for a protein of 123 amino acids. NCBI's taxonomy places the organism in Eukaryota, Fungi, Ascomycota, Eurotiomycetes, Eurotiales, Aspergillaceae.